Messenger RNA from Ziziphus jujuba (common jujube), 2433 nucleotides. RefSeq lists its product as uncharacterized. Gene Ontology annotation, biological process: regulation of gene expression. The transcript is spliced from 6 exons. Gene Ontology annotation, molecular function: mRNA binding. The record is from RefSeq and is a predicted model, not a curated record. Gene Ontology annotation, cellular component: cytoplasm. NCBI's taxonomy places the organism in Eukaryota, Viridiplantae, Streptophyta, Magnoliopsida, Rosales, Rhamnaceae. Bases 137 to 2236 code for a protein of 699 amino acids.
CAUAAUAAAAGAUUAAAAAAAUCCAACUAUAUAAAAUGCCAGCCAGCCCGUGGCACUCACGGUUUUCUAACCUUACCCACGCCCAGUCCCUCUCUUUUGUCUGCUAGGGUUUGCGUGUUUGUGUGACAAAACAGCGAUGGCCGACGAAGCUCAAUACUCCUCUGGUACCGACUCAGCUAGCAAUAAACGCAAGUACGAGGAACAAACCACCCCGCCUCCGCCGCGGAGGGCCACCGGGUUCUCUGCCCCUAUCUCCUCAUCGCCCGACUCUGCGCCUGCCUCGUACAACAGCGUUCCACCGCCCGUCGAUGAGAUCCAGCUGGCCAAGCAGCGAGCCCAGGAGAUCGCCGCUCGCUUGUUCAACAACGCCAGUGUUGGAGCCGGUGCCGGAGCCGGUGCCGCUGGAGCACUCGACGCCAAGCGCCCUAGGGUUGAAAAUGGCAGUGGCUUUGAUUCCAACGAUAAGGGUUUUAGCUCUGUCCCAAGCGACGGGAAGCCGUUCAUUUCAAACUCAAACCCAUCAUCGAUACCUGUCUCAUAUGGAUUCCAGGGUACAAGCAAAAGAAUUGAUAUUCCAAAUGGCAGGGUUGGUGUUAUUAUAGGUAAAGGUGGUGAGACUAUCAAGUAUCUUCAACUUCAAUCUGGUGCCAAGAUUCAAGUUACCCGGGAUAUGGAUGCGGACCUCAACUCUCCUACUAGGAUGGUUGAACUCAUGGGUACUCCGGAGCAAAUUUCCAAGGCAGAACAGUUGAUAAAUGAUGUCCUUGCCGGGGCUGAAUCAGGGGGUCAAGGUAUAGUUUCUCGAAGGUUAACUGGGCAAGCUGGAUCUGAACAAUUUGUGAUGAAAAUUCCAAAUAAUAAGGUUGGUCUUGUCAUCGGUAAAGGAGGAGAAACUAUUAAAAAUAUGCAAGGUAGAACUGGAGCUCGUAUUCAGGUGAUUCCUUUGCAUCUGCCCCCUGGUGAUACAUCAAUUGAAAGAACGUUGCAAAUAGAUGGGACCAGUGAGCAAAUUGAUAAUGCUAAACAGUUGGUUAAUGAAGUCAUUAGCGAGAAUCGUGUUAGAAAUCCUUCAAUGGCUGGAGUAUAUCCUCAGCAAGGUUACCAAGCACGUCCUCCUACAAGCUGGGCCCCACCUGGGGCUCCUCAAAUGCAACAACCUGGUUAUGGCUAUGGGCAACCUGGCUCAUAUUCUGGUCCAUCACCCCAAUAUAAUAUGUCCCAGCCUUCUUAUCCUGGUUAUCCUCAACCCUCAUCUGGUGGAUAUCCCUCUAAUUGGGAUCAAUCAACUAUGCCACCAACUCACCAGAGUACUCAGGGAAGUGGUUAUGAUUACUAUGGUCAACAACCGCCUCCACACCAACAGCAAAACCCUGGUGGUCCUGCAGCUCCCUCAGAUAAUACCGGUUACAAUUACAGUCAGCCGCCAGCUUCUGGCUAUCAGCAAGGACAAGGUUACGUGCAAGAUGGUUAUGGUGGUUAUCAUGCAGCUUCUCAGUCUGGGUAUGGUCAGCCACCAACCUAUGAUCAGCAGCAGGGUUAUUCUGCACCACCCAGCUAUGGUAACGUAACCAACCCAACACAAGAUGUACACAGUUCCUCCUAUGGAUCGCAGGGGGAUUCCACGCAAGUACCUCCCGUCCAACCAUCUUCAGUGGGCCAGCAAGGAUAUGGUUCCAGUCAACAGCCUAGCCCAAACCCAGCAGGUUAUCCACCUCAAGGAGCUAAUCAGGCAGGUUAUGGGAGUCAACCACCUGCUCAGCCUGGUUAUGGGAGCCAACCACCUGCUCAGCCUGGUUAUGGCCCUGGAUAUGGAGCACCUCAAACUCAGAAAGCAUCUGCCAAUCCCCCGGUUUAUGGGCAGGCCACACAAUCACCUAGUACCCCGGGAGGAUAUGGUCAGCCUGCUGCGCAGCCAGGUUAUACCCAUUCACAGCCGCCACCAGCUAACUAUGCUCAACCAGAUUCUGGUCCACAACGUGGUCCACCAUCUAGCUACAGUGCUGGAGUUUCUCAACCAGGAUAUGGGCCUCCGCCUUAUGGUGCACCUCCAGGCAGUCAGGGUAGUUAUGGACAGGUACCGCCUUAUAAUGCCUCUUAUGGGAGUGGUUACUCUCAACCUCCUCCAUAUUCUGGUGAUGGAAAUGCUAGUGGAAACACUCGAGGGGGUUAUGAUGCAGCACCGACUUCACAAAAUGCUCAACAGGGUGGCGUGGCCAAAUCAUCCCCUCAAAGUUAGAUAUGUUUUCAAUUUGGAUAUUCUCAUUUUGGCACUUGUGGAAUGGAUCGGUGUAAUGCUGUGUAUUACUGUUAGGUUCUUAGUGGUUUGAGACAUUAGCCUCACUGGUAUUUGUUAUGUUUUUCAAGCAUUUAAGGUUUUGUAUGGAUGAUUGUGAUCAGAAUAUAUUGGAUUUUAAAAUUUCUGGUUCUUAUUUA